AGAGAGGGCAAAAAAAAGUGAGAUAGUGGAAGGGAAAGAAGAAGGUGAAAUAUAAAAGAGGACCAAAAUAUAGGUUUUGGGAUGAGAGGGUGUGUGCGUGAGUUGGGAGCAAACAGGAAUGACGACGCUUGUCCGGAACGGCACGAUGACGUUUAGCCGCCGGUAUAGAUACGAGCCUCUGGGCCUCAAGUCCGUCAGCUACAGACGCAGGAGAGCCAAGCAAAGGCAAAUCUUUCUCACCACCUACAGGUUAAGUUCCUUCUCCCAAGAUUUCCCUGCAGAUUCCAAACUCACUUCUUCUUCAUCAUCUUCGCCUCCUAAGCUCAAGAAGGUCGCUGUUAAGGUUAAGAAAAUGGUAACCUCUGUUCUUGUGUUCAUGCGAACUGGUUCUUUCAGAUCCUGCAAUUCUAAGUCCGCCAUCUCUGCCACCUCCCCAGCUUCCUCCAACACCAAAACUUUCUGGCCCUGAUUGCUUUUAUCAGACGCAGCGCGGCAGUUCAUGUACUGCGAUUGAUGCUGCAGGCUCGCAGUUUUCUUGAGUUUUUAGUUAUGGAGUUAAAUUAGUUGUCUUCAGAAUCACCCUCUUGCUUGAUAGUUCAUCUUCUCUGGGAAAUCACUUCAUUUCUGUGGCUUUAUGACCGUAAUAAGCAAGCAGUUAAUUAGUAGUUUAGAGGGUGGUUUCGAAUUUCAAUUAUGUGUAUAUAUUUAUAGUGAUAAUGCUUAUAUUAAAUACUAAUCCGAUGUUACCUUCAAA
Messenger RNA from Prosopis cineraria, 754 nucleotides. RefSeq lists its product as uncharacterized. The transcript has a single exon. Bases 119 to 469 code for a protein of 116 amino acids. The record is from RefSeq and is a predicted model, not a curated record. Lineage: Eukaryota; Viridiplantae; Streptophyta; Magnoliopsida; Fabales; Fabaceae.